AGACGCUUCUGUACACACCCUUUUAACGCGGAAUGGUGGACGUGCACAAUUAUGAUACAAGUCCCUAUAAAAUAAUGCAAGGGUGCUCCAUCGUAUGAGACCAUAAGUAAGAUGCAGUAUUUGGACAUGUUCCUCAAGGAAUCGCUACGACUACACCCUAUCGCUCCAUUUGGGCCAGGGAGAACAGCCCAAGAAUCCAGCACAGUGAUGGGUGUUCACAUUCCCAAAGGCAUGAAAGUCCGCUGUGACGUUUACAGUAUCCACAUGGAUCCCGAGCACUGGGGACCCCCAGACCCCAGCCUCUUCUGUCCUGAACGGUUCACGGCAGAAAGAGUUGCUAAGCGUCACCCUAUGGCCUGGCUUCCAUUUGGGGCAGGCCCCAGAAACUGCAUUGGUAUGAGGUUCGCCCUGAUGGAGGCCAAGAUGACCUUGGCUUGUCUCGUGAAGAAGUUCAGCGUUGAGACCUGUGCUGAGACGCAGAUUCCGUUGGUUCACGUGGCCAGGUGCACAGUGCAGCCGGAGAAAGCUGUCACCGUGCGUCUUACAAGGCGGCAUGUGGUGGUCAAUAAUACUGAAGAAUAGACAUAGUAGUGGAACGU
Lingula anatina is the source of this 599-nucleotide messenger RNA. Its product is annotated as cytochrome P450 3A24-like. Gene Ontology annotation, molecular function: heme binding; iron ion binding; steroid hydroxylase activity. Lineage: Eukaryota; Metazoa; Brachiopoda; Lingulata; Lingulida; Lingulidae. The record is from RefSeq and is a predicted model, not a curated record.